Messenger RNA from Zea mays, 1549 nucleotides. RefSeq lists its product as uncharacterized. Bases 385 to 1050 code for a protein of 221 amino acids. NCBI's taxonomy places the organism in Eukaryota, Viridiplantae, Streptophyta, Magnoliopsida, Poales, Poaceae. The transcript has a single exon. The record is from RefSeq and is a predicted model, not a curated record.
CGUGGGCCUAGGCCUUUCGCCGGACCCACAUGUCAUGCAUUUCCAAAACGCGCUCUUCUUUUGUACCGCCGGCUCACGCUUUCUCACCGUGGGUCGGCUGCUGUUCCGUCCGCGCCUACUGGGACUUUUUCUUCUGGCCCUCCCGAGCCUUGGGUCACUGACACCCUGGCGCCACGGUGGGCAUAACGGGAAUUUUGAAACGGCCGCCGCCUGGCCCUGUCCCCCCGUGUGUGCAGAGCGUGGCUUUAAAGCGACGCCGUCGCCUCGCUAGCUUCCUUCCCCCAUUUCCUCGCAGUCGCAUCGCAUCCGCCCUCCUUGCUUCACACGCGCGACGCGAUUUUUCUAUUCUUUUUUUGGGUGGUAGUUGGCCAGGUCGGCGUAGGGAUGGAGACGGCGGCCGCGGCGAUGCUGGAGGCCGGGGUGGGGCGGUUCUCGCGGGCGCCGGCGAUGGCCGCGGCGCUGCUGGCGGAGAUGUGGGCGCCGCUGGCCGUGGCGCUAGCGGCGCUGGCCACGCUGCCCAGCCUGCUGCGCCGCCUGCAGGUCAUCGUCCUGCGCCUCCGCUCCCGCGGGAAGGAGGCCAUCCAGUUGCACAUGGGGACCUACUACUCGUCCUGCGACGACGACGACGACGACGAGGACGGCGACGAAGACGAGAGCUCCGACGACGAGGUCGACGCCAGCUCCUCGGGCGACGACGGCGAGGAUCUGAAGCGAAUCGGGUUCUACGAGGGGGCCGCGGACGGCGUCUUCCCCUGGGGCGGCGCCGUAGUCCGGACCUGGCAGGGCCUCCCGCGCCGCUUCACGGCCUGCGCGUCGGGCGUGGGAGCUGUCGGCGGCGCCAGCGGAGGAGCGUUCCCUGCCGCUGUCAGGCUGUGGGGCGCCGGCACGGCCAGCGGCCAGCCGUGGUGGGCCUGCAGCGCCGAUGAAGGCGGCUGCCGCGACGGCGCGGCCGCGGAGGUGGACCAGGUCGUCGUCGGGUGGCGGCGCGAGCACGCGUCGCAGCAGCGGCGCCGGCGGCGUGCCGUUCCCCUCGCUCACACGGGCAACUGAAACGGAACGGAACGGCAACGGGCAAACGAAGUUACGAAGUGGGUGUGUCGGAUUUGUGAAUAUGCUGCAGGUCGACCAGCUGGAGAUGCCGAUUCCACGAUUAGGGCCCACCUGUAAGUGGGUGGGACGGGCCCAGGCCAAUGAAUAAGGCGAAGGGACGGUGAGAGUGCCGGGAAGGGGAAGGAUUGGUUAGGCGCCGCGCCGGAUCGGUUGGUGACAACAUUAUUAUUUUUUAUUAGUAGUAUAGGAAAGGAAAGGAAAGGAAAAGAAAAAAAAACUGGGGCUGGUGCAGACGUUUGCACUACAUGUUGUACUACUACGGUUACUCCCUGGGUGGGUGGGUUAGAAAUGCGUGAUGCAGCCGCACAUCUUUUACCUGUGGUGAUGACUGAUGAUGUGCACCUUGCACGCAUGCAACUUGUACCGCCAUUCUUUGAUUGAAUCAUGUGGUGAUCUAAAGAGAGGAAAAUGGUGAGAUCUCCUUGGGAUUGAUUUUUAA